This is a messenger RNA of Salarias fasciatus (jewelled blenny), 6051 nucleotides long. RefSeq names its product glyceronephosphate O-acyltransferase (gene gnpat). Bases 140 to 2206 code for a protein of 688 amino acids. The transcript has 17 exons. Gene Ontology annotation, molecular function: glycerone-phosphate O-acyltransferase activity; glycerol-3-phosphate O-acyltransferase activity. Gene Ontology annotation, cellular component: mitochondrial membrane; peroxisomal membrane. Gene Ontology annotation, biological process: phospholipid biosynthetic process; triglyceride biosynthetic process; fatty acid metabolic process. The record is from RefSeq and is a predicted model, not a curated record. Lineage: Eukaryota; Metazoa; Chordata; Actinopteri; Blenniiformes; Blenniidae.
GAAGUGUUACCUACACGCCCAUGUGAGUUUCUUUCUGGAGAUAACUUCACCGUUUUAGGAAUCACAGAGUACACGCACACUCCUGCGGGAUAAUCCGGGCUGCACGCAGCGUGUGCGUGUUCGGCGAGUUUGACGGAUCAUGGCUUCAGACGCAGUUUAUUCGACCCGGGACUCCAUGCUGAAGAAGCGGGACGACCUGGAGGACAUCCUGGAGGACAGGCGGCGCUCCAGCGACCUGCGCUACGCCCUGCGCUGCUACACCCCGGCGCUGUACCGCGGCCUGACGCCCUGCGGGGCGCAGCAGCUGAAGGGCCUGGUGCUGCAGUCGGACCAGCUGCGCUACGUCGUCCAGCAGGUGUGUAAGGAGACGGGCGCCCCCUCGGAGGAGGUGCAGGCGGAGGCGGUGGCCAUCUUGGAGGAGAUGGCCCACCGCCUGCAGCUCGGGACGAUUCGCUUCUUCGCCUUCGUUCUGAGCAAGAUCUUCAAGACUCUGUUCAGGAACAUCAGCGUCAACGAGGAGGGGAUCCAGAGACUGCAGCAGGCCAUCCUGGACCACCCGGUGGUCCUCCUGCCCAGCCACCGCAGCUACAUGGACUUCCUGCUCAUGUCCUACAUCCUGUACACCUACGACCUGGCUCUGCCCGUCAUCGCCGCCGGCAUGGACUUCAUGGGGAUGAAGCUGGUGGGGGAGAUGCUGCGGAUGUCCGGAGCGUUCUUCAUCCGCAGGUCGUUCGGAGGAGACCGGCUCUACUGGGCCGUCUUCUCCCAGUACGUCCAGACCAUGCUGAGGAUCGGAUUCGCACCCGUCGAGUUUUUUCUGGAGGGAACCAGAAGCCGAACAUCCAAGUCGUUAACGCCAAAGUUAGGCCUGCUGAACAUCGUCAUGGACCCCUUCCUGAAGGGGGAGGUCUUCGACAUCAGCCUGGUUCCGGUCAGUAUCAGCUACGAGCGGAUCCUGGAGGAGUCGCUCUACGCCAGAGAGCUGCUCGGAGUGCCGAAGCCCAAGGAGUCCACCUCGGGUCUGUUCAAGGCCAGGAAGGUCCUCAGCGAAGACUACGGCAGCAUCCACGUCUACUUCGGCCAGCCGGUGUCGGUGCGAAGCCUGGCCGAGGGCCGAGUGAACCGAGGCCAGUUCAACCUGAUUCCCCGACACAUCCCGCGGCGGCCCGGGGACGACGUCCACGGCUUUGUGAAGGACUCGGCCUACAGGCUGGUGCGGGCGCAGGAGGAGAACAUGGUCCUGAAGCCGUGGGUCCUGAUCGCCUCCCUGCUGCUGCAGAACCAGAACCAGGACCAGGACCGGGAUCCGGGCGUCCCGCUGGAGCAGCUGACCCAGCAGGCCGUGUGGCUCCGGGACCUGUCCCGGCAGUGUGGAGCCUUCCUGCACUGGCCCGACCACGCGUCCCCGGCCGAGGUGGUCUCCUCCAGCCUGUCCCUCCACCGCGGUCUGGUCCGGGUCUCUGAGGGACGAGUCCGGCUGGCUCUGCAGCAAGGUGGAGCAGCAGAGCCAGGACCCCCCCGCGGCGCCGUCUCCCCGGAGGAGGAGCUGCUGGACCGGGCCGUGGUGCUGCUCUCCUGCGCCUCCUACAGGAACCAGCUGAUGCACGUCUUCGUGAGACUGGCGCUGCUCGCCUCGGCCGUCCACAACGCCUCCUCCAGCAAGAAAAACGACGUCUUCAGCAGCUUCAGCUUCUUGAGGAACAUGUUCUCCAACGAGUUCAUCCUCUGUCCCGGAGCCACGGUUCAGGACUUCGAGGAGGCCUGCUACCUGCUGGUGAAGACUGGAGUUCUGCUCAUCAGCCAGCAGGAGGUGCUGGUGACAGACGCAGGACGGCGGACCGUGGCCUUCCUCAGCGGCCUGCUGGACCCGUUCUUACAGGGCUACCAGGUGGUGUGCAGGUUCCUGUGUGAGGACGCCGCCGACGCUCUGACAGAGAAGCGGUUUGUUCCUGCGGUCCGGAGCUUCAUCAUCAAACACCUCCUCUCAGGCAGACUGCGGCACACGGAGGUCUUGUCGUCGGACCUGCAGAAGAACGCCCUGGCGGCGCUGCUCCGGCUGGGCGCCGUGGGGAGAGUCAGAGGGGGGGCGGAGCCCGGCCGGGGGGCGGAGCCUACGCUGCAGAUCAACAGGGUGCUGGUGAACUCUCUGGAGGACGCUCUGGGAGGGAAGCUCCCCACGCAGAAGGCCGCCGCCGCUCGCCUCUGAUCCGGAGCCGGCGCCGUGCGACCCCUGACCUCUGGAGGCGACCCGGCUCCUCCUCCUGACCCUCCUCUCUCUCCAAUUCUCUGAAAGCUUUUUGUACACCAGGCCUUUGGAAGGCGUUCCUCUCUGAAUGGCUGACCUCUGACCUCCUCUCGUCUUCGUCACUCCUCUUUGAGCACUUUAACGAAUCGGUCCGUCUGCCGGGCCUUUAACGGAACUCCUCCGGUUCUCUUGUUUCUCUUCUUCCUUAAAGGUACAGUAUGUAAUAUUUGAGUGAUUCCACGUCCGGACAGCAGGGGGCAGCAGUGAGUCCACGGAAUGGAGCAGUCUCCUGAUGCUAAAUAAGCUACAUUAGCAUGCUAGCGUCAACACAACAGCUUGACUGCCGUGUUUUCUGAUAUAAGUCGCAGAAAUAAUGAGGGAGAAUUGAAACGUACUUGUCCAUGGUUUCAUUUAAUAUUUAAUUCAUGUGACGAGUCGAACAUAUAUUCCAGAAAACACGGUUCAGUUCUGAUUCUUGGUGAAAUGAUCGUACUGUACCUUUAAAAGCUGCCGAUGGGAACUGUCAGUCGUAGCUCAUUUCUUGUUUUUUGGGAUCUGAUUAGGUUUGGGGGUGUCGGCGUUUCAGUUGAACUUGACGGUUGUGUUUUUAUUUUUUACGUUUACGUUCUUCCGUCGCUACGGAUACGAAGCCAGUUUCACCAAGGUGCCAAACUGAAGCUAAAGUGAAGUUACUGACUCGGCAAAGCCACAGGAGCCGCCUUCCUCCAUCGUUUAGGGUCUAGAAGUUACUGUCAGGACUUUACUGUUACAAACGAACCCGUCACGUUAAAACCUCCUGAUGCCAAACAGGAAGCUCCACGGUUUCCAAACAGAGACAGAGAAUCUCCUGGAGUCGCACUACAAACCACUUACACAUCUCACAUGUUUCUUUUCCAAAACGCUGAUUUUUCGCUCAUUUUCUGUGUUUUCACAUGAUGGAAGUUGGAAAAGAUUCAAUUUAAUGUUAUUAAAAGUGGGCGUGUCCUCCAGAGGGAUGAGGGUGAAGGGGUUAGAACUCUUAAUAUCAGGUUUGCAGCUGUUCUCAUGCUUUUAUUAUGAAAAGACAGAAAAGAAACGUAAACAUCCUCAACAGGUUGAGGUAAUGCCUUAAAGCAGCUCUGAGGAUCAACGUAAUGAGAAAACUGCAUUUAGGCUUUCUGCCUUUAUUGGUGGAGCAUGUGGGGGUCAAGGGUCAUGCUCAGGAGGUCAAGGGUCAUGCUCAGGGACUCGUUUGAACCAAUGAAGAGCCAGCUUCUCUAACCUCCAGUCCAUUUUUUAAAAGUACUUCAGAACAGAUAAAGUUACUCUUAAAAUCUUUACGCCGCUGUCGAGGCUCACGCUGCGGAGCUCCAGCUAUAAAAUCAUCUGUUUCCGUGACACAUUUUUUAAAAAUUCAAGUAUUCAACAUGUGGAACGGUCAUCUCCUGGUGCAUUCUGGGUCAUACUAGCAUUACCAGGUGAAGCCCCGCCCCCAUAGUGGGUGGAGCUACCAUGGGACAAAAAUUAAGAACAGCUGAUAAAACAAAAUAAAAGAUGAAAUAACACUAUUUUUAAAUGCAUUUUUUAAUCACCUAAUAUAAUAAACUAAAAUUAUUGUAAAAGUGAAUCAAACAACUAUUAGAAAAUGUUCUUGCCUCAAAUGUUUUAUUGUUCUAUUAUGUUUAUAAAUAACACAUUUUUACAUUUUUAAGUGUAAAAUUCCCAAAAUGUGUGUUUAAAGACUAAAACUCUGCGUUUUUCCGUUAAUCUGAAAUUCUAAUGCGACAGAAAGCGUUGUGUCGUGGAACGUGGUGGAACCCGUCCGUUCUGUGUGGAUCUGCAUGUUCUCCCUGUGCGUUCUCAUUUCUUUAAAGUGAUCUUUCCCGCCAUUGAUCAGAAAAUCUCUUGGGGUUUUUUUUUUUUUUUUUUUUUUUUUUUUUCAUGUGGCACAUUUCAGGCUCUGUUUACACAACGACGUUUUGGUCUGUUUACACGACGACGGAGCUCCAAGUGUAACUUUUUGAAAACACUCCCACUCCAUUGAAAUGGGGAAAAGCGGCAACUUUUUGAAAAGGUCCCUGGGGGCAAAACGAAACUGUUUGAAAACACUCCGACUGUGUGUGUGUAUGGGUGAAAACGCAACUUCUCAAACGCUAUGACUCCAUGGAAAUGGUGUGAAGUGCAACUUUUUGAAAACACUCCAAGCCCGUGAAAAUGAAGGGAAAAUGCAUUUUUUAAAGUUGUUGCGUAAACACUGCCUGAAUGUUGAAGCCUCUCGGGUUGAAAUGAAAUGAGCUCAGCUGUCGACUCUGUUUCCCUUCAUGAGUUUAUUUGAAGAUUUGAGAAGAAACACAACAGAAGUAGAAAAAUGUUCUAUAAAUUAAAUCGAUUUAGUUGUUUAAUUGUCACGAAGACAGCUGCAGACUACAGAAAAAACCUAAAGCCGUUUUAACAACCUGCUCGGGUGAAAUACGCAGCUGGAAAAACGGUGUGAAAAGGCAUUAAUGAGUAAAUAUGAAGCUGGAUCAAAAACUUUUCUCACGCUAGUUACAUUUUUUUAAAUUCAAAAUAUCUGGGAAGUCUCGAAGAUCCUGCACUUUUUUAUCAGUUGUGACAAAUUGAAAUCUGAAAACGUUGCUUAAAGACAUUAUUAGUUUUCAUGAUUUCUCAUCAAUCCUCUUGACCCCCAGAUGUUUUUGAAUAUAAGUAGUUCUGUCUCAAUGACACGAUUCAGCUGUUUAUUUCCUGUUGUGAUGAACUUUGACCCCAGCUGCUCCACUUCAGUUCGGUUUGUGGUGCUUUGAAGUAAAAAAAUUUAAAAAAACAACUAAACAUUUCCAGUGAGACUUUUACAAACUCGCUUUAAAGCGGUUUCACUCAUGUUGCUUUGUUCCAUGUUGUUGCUAAUGCUAAUGCUAAUGCUGGUUAAUAAUCUUUGGUUUGACAGAACUGUUUUCAUUAUUCAUGUCAGAAAAAAUGAAUGAGUAAGUUCCUGAGGUGAUCGAUGGCUGGUUCGAUUUCCUGGUUCAGUUAACGUGCUAAAUUACUGCCUAACUUACCAGCUAUGCUAAUGUGCUAAAUUAUCGCUUACUGUGCCAGCUAGGCUAACAUGUUUAACUUAGCCGUUGGGUUAAUGUGCUAAAUUACCGCCCAUCUUACUAGCUAGGUUAACUUGUUAAAUUACCGCUUAUAUUUUGCAGUAAGUAACAAGUGAAACACGGCUAUUAUCUUCAAAUGCAUUGUGGGUAUAUUUUCAGUUUAGUGGUAGCAUUACGAGUUGAAGCCCCGCCCCCAGCACUAAAAUCCAUUGUGACACGUAAAACUCUUUGCUGUACUCCGUUUGAUACUCGAGGAGCUAAAACUUUAAAGGUACAUGUUGUCUUUUUAUUGUUUCUUGUCGUGAUGUAGCAGGGAUUUACUGAAGCUAACCAGCUAGCCGCUGAAGCUAACAGCGAGCUGCAGCCUGUAGUCCCACUCGGUGCCACACGGUGGUGCAGUGAGCCACACUUCCUCUGGCGUUCAGAGAACAGAAGCAGCAGCGGUCGACUCUGCUGUGGUAAAUCCAGCCCUCCUGCUCUCUACUGCCUCCUGCUGUACAGGAGUGGAAUUACUCCCACCGUUUGUUCUGUUUCUCUCAGAAGAACUGGUCCGACAGCGACGCCUCCAGAAAACCCUCUGCUGCUCAUCCGGAGCAUUAUCUCCUGCUUUGAUUAAAACAAGAACAAACUUUUCUAUGACAUCUUGAUGUGUUUAUACUCUUAUUUUGAAGUGUGACGCCUUUUUAAUACUGAAUGUACAGACCUGCUGAAACUUACAAGCAUGCUAAU